This is a messenger RNA of Colletotrichum aenigma, 888 nucleotides long. RefSeq lists its product as uncharacterized. Gene Ontology annotation, biological process: DNA integration; DNA recombination. NCBI's taxonomy places the organism in Eukaryota, Fungi, Ascomycota, Sordariomycetes, Glomerellales, Glomerellaceae. The transcript is spliced from 5 exons. Gene Ontology annotation, molecular function: DNA binding. Bases 1 to 888 code for a protein of 295 amino acids. The record is from RefSeq and is a predicted model, not a curated record.
AUGCCGCGCAGGCAUGCUACUGCAACGCAUUUUGAGAACUUGGCCACACAUCAUUGGAAAUACGAUUACAAGAUAUAUGACGAGCCAAGCCUCAGAAUCGACCUUUGGGCCUACAUUCAACUACACACAUUCACCUCUGCACGUCUUUCGGAUUACUCAGAGUCCUCAGCAAGGCGUGGUAGUGGCGUGGGUCUGUACUUCAAGGAUGUCACAUUCGGAGUGUUCAAAAACGAAGCUGGGGACCCUGAGUUCACAAUGGAGUGUCAGAAACAGCUUAAAGGAAAGCAAUGGGAUCCCCAGAAACGAACAAAGUCAAGUUUGCAUGAGGGAUAUCAAUCAGAAAAGAGGCCUCUGUGGCUCAACCCCAUGCUGUUUUUUGUGGCGAAGUUUAUUGCUCUCGGGGCGUUCAGCGAGUACAAGACGAUUGACGACAUACUCGCGAUUUCACCGCCGCAGAGAAGCAAGCUCAAAGUUCUCAAAUGGUCGAAAUCGCUGACUAGUCGUCCUGUGUUUUCCACACGAAAUGGAAAGAUUCGAUCCAGUAGCGCUCUCAGCAAUCAGCUCCGUGAACUGGGUCACCGAGCAGGAUACGCCGAGCCACCCAGAUUUCAUGACCUUCGCGCUGCAAACCUUCAUAACAUUGACCGAAACUCGGCAUACACCGACACACAAAGAAUGAUUCAAGCAGGGCAUGACGACCCGCUAAUGCACCGAGAGUUUUACGCCUCAGUCAACCCUGGUAUCGAUGGUCAAGGUACCUAUUUGGGCAAUCCGGUUCGGAGUCUAGGAGACACAUUUCGAGACUUGGAAAUUGUGUUCAAUCCUAACCAGCCUGGAACACUUCCCGCAGCAGAAUUGGAGGCAGUGAUGGAGAAAUGGGGCGAGUAA